Fusarium odoratissimum NRRL 54006 is the source of this 1988-nucleotide messenger RNA. RefSeq lists its product as uncharacterized. The record is from RefSeq and is a predicted model, not a curated record. The transcript is spliced from 2 exons. NCBI's taxonomy places the organism in Eukaryota, Fungi, Ascomycota, Sordariomycetes, Hypocreales, Nectriaceae. Bases 835 to 1380 code for a protein of 181 amino acids.
CCAAGAUCCUAUCUUGUUGAUGUGCAGAUAGUUACGAUGCAAGUGGGCAGCUCCGCAAAUACAUACUAUUCUGCUGCACACACUUAAUAUUCAGACACGACCGGGCCUCAACGCCACUGACCGAGGGCAAGAACUUUUGCCAGCCGAGAACCUACGCAAUUUCAUUAUCCCGGAACUUCGCUUGGCUUGUCUGGCCUCAGAACUUAUAAUCCAAGUUACCCCACGGUCGUCUGUAGUCUCCUCAGGCUCUGCUGCAGCCUCGCACAAGCUGUGUCUUUGUGCAACAUCUGGGCACGGAUUGCUGCAGGCACUUGAUCUGAGAGACAUCUAAGCUCCCUUGCCUUUUCUUUGCUUCUUCUGCUGCUGGUUCACCUCGCGCAUGCAGCUCGUAUCAAGCAGUCCUACCCAAGUCAAAGCUACAACUUUUCUCAGUUUCUCACAACUCACUUGCUCAGAAAAUCUCAGGUCUGUGCACUGGGUUGUGAUUUUCCCAUCACAUUUCAUUUCCCCUGUUGACCGUAACAUGCUGGUCCUUGGUGAGGACAUUCUUCUCGGCCGCGGGGCUUCCGGUCGCUGCUUUCACACAUUCGAUAUGGCGACUGGGGUAUGAGCAUGCGAUUCCAUGCUAUAACCUGCGGCCCAAACCGCGGCCAGGCUGAUGGAUGGUGACUAUCACAUCUUGAUAACGCCACUUGAUAAAAGACUCCGAGUCCAACGGUCUUUCUUGCGGUCGCAGUGUCGGCCGCCUUGCUUCAUCAGAUCGACCCAGGGACAAAGCCAGCAUGUAAGAUUUAUAUAUGUGACUUUAUACGUGAUUGGUAACAAGGCCCCGCUAUGGGAUCAAAGCCUCUGUACACUUGUUUGCCGAGAUAUCAAUCUGGACAUUUCAACUGUCCGAAUGGUUUCGGCCCAUUGGAAUACGCUUAUAUUCGAGUGACAUUCAGCCAGGCGCAUAAUGACUCGAGCUUGACUAAAUUAGUAGCGCAAGAAUCGCGCAAGUUGGACAAACUGACCCUGGUAAUGAAAUGUUAUACUGGACAAACUCGAAAUAGGAAGAAGGCCCCGGAGGCGCCAUCUAGUGUCUUCAUGUCAAAACAGUCUACGGUUGUAAAGUGGAGUUUACACCAUCUUUCUAUGAGUUUCGUUGACAGGUUGACAAGUCAACGUUGCUCUCUCAUUACUGUUGAUCACUUUCAGCUGACUUACAGAUGUGAUAAGUUGGGGAUCAACGCCCACGCAUGGCAGGGUCUAGGUCUACCAAAUCCUUGGGUUUACCCAAAAGGCUCGGCCACGUUCUUCUGUCUCACUGCUUUCUUCCAAGAGUCAUGGCUCUCAUCACAUCUCAGUCGAAUUCAAUCACUUUCCACAACUGCAACGUAAGGCUGGCACACCGAGCACAGUAACGUUGAAAAUUGGGGCGUUGAAAGAGGCCAAUAUUUAGAUCUCACUUGUCUCGAUCAUGGUCCAAUUGGAAUGAAGCCGGCUCCGCGGGGCAUUCGAUAUUCGACAUUGUGCAUGAAAGGAAUGCGGGUGCCAAGAGGAUUCCAGCCUCGAUCUGAGCCCAUCAGAGGCUGAGAAAUGUGAAUAUGCAAUGAAUCGAUACGAGACGGAGCUCACGAUAGCGGGCGUUCGACAUCGGCCGUUAUUGGCUUAUUGUCUCAGAUUUGAUUGUCUCGAUUUGGAGACAAAUCAUUUCGCAAAUCGUGGAAGUGGGCUUGAUCCUCGAGAAGGAUCACAAGAUACCCGAGACUGAGGCUUGAUGUCGGAUCAUACUCCCAGUCUCUUUGGGUAUUUAUGCAUCUGCAGUAUAGUUGUCAACUCUUGAUUGAGUAUAUAGAUUGAGCUCAAUUGGUCUCGUGCAUCAUGGUCCUUUUAUCCGGAUGGUCGAAGUUGUUGGUUGUAGGUCCAUCGUCACUUGGGCAAGGUCAGAUCAUGUUUAAAGCUCUUAUGAUGCGUCCCAAGUGGCUAAUUAUCGAAUUCCAAUUACG